AUGGCGACUAGCACCAAUGGAUUCAAGGUCUUGUUGAUGGGCCGCGCAGGCGCCGGUAAGACGUCGAUGAAGUCCAUCAUCUUUGCGAACUAUCACUCGCGGGAUACCAAGAUGCUGCAGCCCACAAACCAUGUGGAGCACAAUUCGCUUCGCUUCUUGGGCAAUCUGAAGUUGAACCUUUGGGACUGCGGAGGCCAAGAUCAGUUCAUGGAGAACUAUUUCGAAUCUCAGCGUGAGAACAUCUUCCAGCACUGCGAGGUGCUGAUUUACGUCCUGGUGGCGGCACGUGACAAGAGCCUGGGUAACGAAGAGAGGAAGAAGGAUGUGGAAUACUUCAAGGCUGCCAUUGAGUCCCUGUCGCAACAUUCGCCCAAUGCCACCACUUUCGUCUUAAUUCACAAGUUGGAUUUGGUCCACGAGAGCAAGCGCUCGGAAGUCUACCGUCAAGUCAAGGAGGAACUCUUGACAGUGGCACCUCAGCAUACGCAGAAGCGCAUCACCUUCAUGGGAACUUCCAUUUGGGACGACACGCUCUUCAAAGCCUGGUCGAGGAUCGUUGCUGUUUUGGUACCGGAUCCCGAACUUCUACAGGACCAGGUGAACUUCAUGUGUCAACAGUUGAUGGCAGACGAGGUGGUGAUUUUCGAGAAGAAUACCUUUCUGGUGAUCACCAGGGCUCACACCAAGGAGAUGCAGGACCAGUACCGCUUUGAGAAACUCUCCAACAUCAUCAAACAGUACAAGCUCAGCUGCCAAAAAGCCAAGACCAAUUUCCGGAACUUCGUGGUGAAGAAUGACAGCUUCCGGGCCAUCAUCGAACCCUUCCUGACCCAUAGCUAUAUCAUGGUAGUGAUCUCCGACCUGAGUAUCACCUCUGCAGCCACCUCCGCCAACCUUUGGGCUGCACGCGCCUACUUCAGCGACAUGGUCAAGGCAGAUAUUGCCAUGGUGACCUGGAGGCGCAACGGCCUCAAGUACAGCUGCCGGGGCCACGUGGCGCAACGCCUGUGGCGACCUCUGUGGGAGGUGAGUGCAGUGCAACUGGCAAUGGCCUUGGGCCAAUUGCAGCAACUUGGGGCAGGAUCUCCAAUGGUUUCUCCAUGGCCCUACGGAAUGCCGCAGAUGUCUCCCAUGACUCCCAUGGCACCUCCACCGGCAGCUCCCUAUGCAGCUCCAGGUCCAGCUCCUAUGUGGUGGCCAGGUGAGCGGUCGGCGGUGUCGUCCCCUGGCGCGAACGUCAACGGUGUCAACGGGGUGAAUGCUGCUGUGCGCAAAGGAGGAGGACCAAAGAAGCGCAACCCGGAGGCCCCCAUAGGGGCAGCCGACAGCCAUUCGGGAGACACGCUGCGAAUGCAUCUGCGAUCAUUGUUGCAGGUGGAUUCCAGCCGUGUGUUGAUUGUUCGAAAGAUCAAUCGCUUGGGUUUCGCAUCACCUCAAAUUCUCAGGGAGCACUUCUCAUGGUAUGGAACUGUGGAGAAUGUGCUGGUGGCUCAUUCUCGAGUGAAGUCAGGUGGUGGUCAAGCGGGUAUCGUUUCCCGCCUGCGACCGUCUGGUCUUGGCUUUGUGGUGAUGAGCAAAGGGGAAGAAGCCUUGAAGAUUCUUGCUGAGGGACCCGAACAGCAAGUCUCAGGCACCAUCAUUCGGGUUCAGAAGUUUGAACGUCGCAUGAGCGAAUCUCCGGCGGGUCUCGAGGAACUUGAAGCCAAGGAGCAGGAGCAAGAGCCCUGCUCUGAAAGUCGCGCCAUGGGUGGAUAA
Cladocopium goreaui is the source of this 1755-nucleotide messenger RNA. NCBI's taxonomy places the organism in Eukaryota, Dinophyceae, Suessiales, Symbiodiniaceae. The record is from the annotation of a GenBank genome assembly.